UAAAUAGUAGUAGCACCCAAAAUGGCAGCAGCGUUAGCAGAAGAGUUACCGAAAAGCGGUUUCAAUUUCGACAAUUGUAUAAGAAAUAGAUUGUUGGAAGGUAAAGGAUUAAAGGCUCCGAAGGCUCUGAAGACUGGUACGACCAUUGCUGGAGUGAUCUUUAAGGAUGGAGUUGUUCUCGGUGCCGACACAAGAGCUACCGAAGAUACUAUCGUAGCCGAAAAGAACUGCGAAAAAAUUCACUAUAUCCAGCCUAAUGUUUAUUGCUGCGGUGCUGGUACAGCCGCCGAUACGGAAAAGACAACUAAAAUGGUUUCUUCACAAAUGGAAUUGCAUCGCUUGAACACUGGUCGCCAGGUCCGUUUUGCAACAGUUAACCGAGCUCUUCGUCAGAUGCUUUUCCGCUACCAAGGACACAUCAGUGCUGCCUUAGUACUUGGUGGUGUUGAUGUUACCGGACCCCACUUGUCUUGUAUUUAUCCUCAUGGAUCUUCAUCUGUGCUACCAUUUGUAACAAUGGGUUCGGGAUCUUUAGCUGCAAUGGCUGUUUUCGAACAAGGUUAUAAGCCAGAUAUGGAGAGAGCAGAAGCAAUGAAACUAGUACGCGAUGCAAUUGCUGCUGGUAUUUUUAACGAUUUGGGAUCAGGUUCAUAUGUGGAUCUAUGUGUUAUAACAAAAGAUAGGACAGACUAUCUAAGACCUUUCGAUCAGGCUAACGAGAAGGGAAAGAGACAAGGUGUUUAUCAAUACCCUAAAGGAACUACAGCUAUUUUGGAAGAGAAAGUAAAGAAAAUCAGUUUUGAUGUUGUCGAUUCAAAACAAGAUAAUUGUAUUAUAUUUUGGUUGGUUCAUUUAGCUCCACUCCGUUUUAAGGCAGACCUAUGUUCAAGGAAUAUGACAGCUCCUCUUCGUAGAUUAUCAAGGUCUUUUUUAAAAUCUACCUUAGGAUUAUCUAGGGAGCAACGAUGCACUGCUUUUUACGAGGCUGAUAGGAAAGGAGGUUACUCGGAUAAAACAACUCAAUCCUUAACUUUAGGGAAUGCAGUCAAAAAAGGUCUUCCUAUGAUUCUUCCCGAGUGUAAAAAAUUUGCCAAAGAGUGGCAAGACAAUCUAAAACUAAAACAUAUUUUUCCUCUAAAUCAUGGAGACUAUGAAGUUCUUUGGAGAUUCGACGAGGACGAUGUAAAGGAUUGGUUAGUAACAUGUGACUCUGAUUUACUCGAGGGAAAAAGUAAAGCUGAGAUAUUAAAAACAGAAAACGAAACAGCGCUAUUUAGAGGCUUUCUAGAUAUAGAUGUUCCAGAUGAUGGUCAUACAAAAAAUGCAGGUUAUGCUAAUAUUAGAGCACCUGUAAAUAUGAAAUCAUUUAAACGUCAAAAACCAUAUGAUUGGUCGGAUUACACUCAUUUAUUAUUAAAAGUUCGUGGUGAUGGAAGAGCCUAUUCACUAGUAUUAGCAAUGGACAGAUAUUUCGACAUUCAAUGGAAUGACGUCUAUCAAUACCCACUCUUUACACGAGGUGGUCCAUAUUGGCAAAUAGCAAAGAUUCCUUUUAGUAAAUUCUUCUUAGCAUCUAAAGGACGGAUACAAGAUAAACAACAAAAAAUAGAUAGAGAAAGAAUUAAAUAUCUAGCAAUUACUGCUUCAGAUAGAUUUAAAGGUGAAUUUAAUUUAGAAAUAGACUUUGUUGGUAUCUUACGAGACGAAACUCAUAAAGAAGAAUUCCACUAUGAAAUGUACUACGUUGAUACAAAUAUGUUAUACUAA
Molecule: messenger RNA, 1767 nt
Organism: Dimorphilus gyrociliatus
Lineage: Eukaryota; Metazoa; Annelida; Polychaeta; Dinophilidae
Source: the annotation of a GenBank genome assembly